UUCUAGCUUUAUUUCCAGGUUUUGUUUCACAGCAGAGCUCUUGUGCUAGAGCCCUGUAGCAUUCUUUUUUUAAUUUUUCUGUGAAAGCAAUACUGGAAUGAGUUAACGAAAAUAUUCACAUGAGAGCAUGGUUUUUUAUGAAGUCCUUCCCCCUGCCAACGGUUAAACCUCAGAAAUUGUGUUCAUUUCCUGAUUUACUUCUACUCAACCUAUGACACCCUGGCAUGCUGUUUUUUGCUUACUUUUCAGUGCACAUGGUUCCCUGCACAUCAUCUGUGAACUUACCUCACCAUGGUCUGGAAUACAACUCAGCUUGAUAAUGAGACCCUGGAGAUGUUCAGGAACACAGUGGUCAGAAAUACCCUCUCUAUUGUCUACUGCAUCGUUAUUUUGAUCAGCCUUCCAGGCAAUGGCCUUUCUCUCUGGCUCCUGCUCUUCCGCACGCAUUCCAAGACUCCCACCAUCAUUUACAUGAUCAACCUCACUAUCACUGACCUGGCCAUAUGCUUGUUCCUGCCUUUCCACAUCAACUACCAUCUCAAUGGGUACAACUGGGUCUUUGGUGAUGAGCUCUGCAGAGUUGUAACCAUCAUGUUCUACUCCAACAUGUACUGCUCCAUUUUGACAAUGACUGCCAUUAGCGUAGACCGCUGGAUUGGAGUGCUGCGUCCAAUAUGGUACAAAAAGGUCAUGAAAAAAAAGUAUGCGGCGAUGGUGUGUCUGGGAAUGUGGGCAACCAUUUUGAUGGUUAUGUAUCCAUUGGAGAGCACUGACUUAACCUAUAAAGUGCAGGAGCUGAACAUAACCACUUGCUUUGAUGUCCUCAAAAAAUCAAUGCUCCCUUCUCUAGGACACUGGGCGGUCUUCCUGUUUACUUUGUUUGUUCUUCUUUUCUUGAUUCCUUUCAUUGUUACGGUGUGCUGCUACACUGGGAUCAUCUUCAAGCUCAUGAAAAACAACAAAGGCACCGAGUUCCAUAAAAAGAGAAGGGCGGUGCUUCUUACUAUCACAGUGCUAUUCGUUUUCACCACAUGCUUUGCUCCCAAUAAUGUCAUUUUGUUCGCCCACAUGGUUCAAAGACUUUUCUUUGACAAGUCACUGUACACAGCCUACAAAUUGACUCUGUCCCUUAGCUGCCUGAACAGCUGCCUGGAUCCCUUCAUCUAUUAUUUUGCUUCCAAAGAAUUUAGGAGAAAGGUGAGGAAAGUUCUGGGAUAUAGCAACAACAGCAGUGACGUUCCUAAAGUUUUCUACAGAAAAGAGAGCAUACUUUCAGCCCGAACACUCAUGAGUACAUGAGGAUGCUGAGAGGAAUGUUUUCUAGAAGAAACUGUUAGCAUUUUGGACAAAUUCAAUAUGCCGCAUUAAAUUACAAUAAGCAGCCUUUGAAGUAAUUAGGCAAAAACUUUUGAUAUGUUGCUGUACAGAUUAAUGCUCAAUUAUCUGAUUAUCUAGAUUUUUAUUCCAUCCGUUUCAUUCCAUUCAUUCACUGCUGGCUUUUCUUACUCUUGCAUUCCUCCCCAGUCAACAGCACGUCUGGCUGAUAAGACCAAUCGAGAGUCAAUGUGUGAGAAAGAAGUGUGUGGAAAUUGCUGUAUUAUUAGAAAAAGAAAAGGUUCCACGUUGGUGAUCGUGAACUUCCAUAAAAAGGGCUUUUUCGGAUAGCAUUUACCGAACUGCAAUAACACAGUAGCAAUAAAAAAUAUAGAUCAUUCAUUUUGUAACUGAAGCACCCACAUGUAGGAAAAAUUUCAUUGGUUAGGGACAAGCUUACACUUACCUUGUAUUCUGUAGCAAAAUAUUUAUUCGUAAUGUUUGCCAAAUUUAGGAAGAUAGAAAGGUUUUGGUAUCUGAGUUUAAAGGGGUUUGUGUUGGUACUUGUCUCCUUAACUAACCUGAGAUCAGAAGCUCCAGUAACGGAUUAAGCAAGUAAUCUUUUUGGGGGAAAUGUCUUCUUCGCCGGCCUUUGCUCCACUAUUCACAGCCGAUGAUUCAUUUUUCGACUGUCUGCCUACAUCAAAAAGAGACAAUAUUUUAUGUUACAGAAUGUUUCAUGCAAGAAUAUGGAAAUCUUGAAAUUAGCUUGUUUCAUUGUCAUGUCCUUUUUGUGGCUAACUGGUAAAAUAACACGUUAUUUCUCCACUUGAUCUCCACACUGGACUUAAGGGAGUGUUUAAAUAUUGUUUUGAGUACUGGAAACUGUUUUAAAUGAUGGCAUAUAACACAUAACUAUGUAAAGAUUGUUAAGGUAAUGGAAUAACUUCAUAUUUCAGUGAAAUAUUUCAGCAGAAUGUAAAGAUGGUGUUACAAUGUGAAUUACCAUAUCAAAGUUCCAUAGAUUAGGUUACAGAGUUUUUCACCAUCAAAUAUUUUAAAAAAAUAAAAUCCGCCUCAGAUCUUUUGUGAGAAAACGUAAAUUCUGUGAGUAUUCUUACUUAAAUAAAUACUGUAUUUAAAUUGCACAUUGGGGAUUCUGAAGCCUACAUUAAACUGAUUGUAUAUUUUGCAAAAUUGCUUUAUAGAUAUAAAAACUCUGGUAGCUAAUAAUUUUUCUACAUAUUAAAUGUAUAUUUAAUAAUCUAGUAUAAAAUAAUACCCUAAAUGUUAUGUUCUGAACAAAACUGAACAAAACUGUUAGAAAACAAAUUUCUGUCAUCGUCUCAGAUUUGUAACACUUUCACUCUAGUGGCAUUAAAAGCUCAUGCAUCAAUCUGGCUUUAAGAAAAAAAUGCUCCUUCACCAGAACCACAUAGCUCCUGUACUUGUCAGUGCAAUGUCACUUGAAUGUAUGAAUAUUUAAUGUUUCACAACAGAUACCUGACCUAAAAUGGUUUAAAAUCCGAUACCAGUCAUCAGUCACAUUGGUAUCUGUUCUAUAACUGAAUUUAAAAUCAUAUUGCACAUUUGAACCUUUUUUCUUUAGCUGACUGUUUUCUCUCCAAUGGAAAAUAAAAACAAAUGUUUUAUAUCCAGUAUGUAUGUUUAUAUAUAUACAGUAUGUAUGUUUUUGCACAUGUAGCUCAAAGAAAAUGUCUGUAUCACCAUAAGCAUAUCAGGUUAUGUUGUUUUAUUUGUAAACAAUUUGUAAACAAUUCUACUGUCAUAGAAUAUCAUUGUUCAAUGCAUUUAUUUUAAGCUUAGCAUGGCUCAAAAUUAAUAAUAAAGCUUUGCUCAUUGUGCUCUACAGUAUUUUAACCUGUAGCAUUAAAUGCUUAAUUCAGGGAAUCAAUUUUGUUAAUUUUGUUUUUUAAAUUAAGCAAUGAUAUAUUUUAUAUAAAUACAACUUGAUGAAUUGUAUAUCUUAUAAAAAGGUGUGCUCAGGCAUUAUCACUUAGAUAGUUUGCAGCUUUACAGACUGAUCCAAAAUGCUGUGAGAUGACAGUUUGAUUUCUGCUGCUUCUCCACUUUUACAGCAAAACAGGAUGUAAAAAGUGUUCUUACUUACUGUAUGCCGGGCCCUUACUCAGUUCCUUUGAAUAAACCUUCAAACCAA
Molecule: messenger RNA, 3493 nt
Organism: Lepisosteus oculatus (spotted gar)
Lineage: Eukaryota; Metazoa; Chordata; Actinopteri; Semionotiformes; Lepisosteidae
Gene: p2ry8
Product: P2Y receptor family member 8
Biological process (GO): blood coagulation; thrombin-activated receptor signaling pathway; positive regulation of Rho protein signal transduction
Cellular component (GO): plasma membrane
Molecular function (GO): thrombin-activated receptor activity
Source: RefSeq, a predicted model, not a curated record